Oppiella nova is the source of this 750-nucleotide messenger RNA. The record is from the annotation of a GenBank genome assembly. Lineage: Eukaryota; Metazoa; Arthropoda; Arachnida; Sarcoptiformes; Oppiidae.
GGUCUCAAACAAUAUUCGGCUGACAUUAAGAACGUGAGGGCGAACUUGGCUACAGUCCGGUUUGAUAUGCCCUCUGAGCCCACCACAAGACUCAACGAUGUUGGCUCAGGAAAGCCCGUGUUUUUCUUACCUCCGAUCGAAGGCAUAUUCGAGACACUGAAAGACUUGGCCCGCAAUCUGAACCGACCGGUGAUUGCCUUGAAUUGGAUGAAAACGAUGCAGGAGUUGAAGGACAUCAAGAAAGUCAGUGACUUCUAUAAGGAUAGACUGAAGCAACUGAUGCCUGAAGGCAACUACGAUAUCGUCGGCCACUCGUUUGGCGCAAUCGUCGGCAUUCAUAUGUGUCGAAAACAUGUGCCAAUCAAUACACUGCUUAUCCUCGACCCGUCCGACGCCGGCGUCAAAGACGACUGGAGUACCGACGAGAGGUUUGAGAUAGUGUUCGUCUACUUAAGGGCUUUUAUGCCCGAAAGGAUUCUCUUCAGAAUCCAGAAGGAAGUGAUGGAAAUCAAGGGCGAGACCCAGAGAAUCAACAAAUUGAUUGAACUGUUGAAACAUUACGGCGGCAAACAUCUGGUGGGCAAAGACGUGGAUGAGAUCAUAAAGGGCUCGUUCGAGAGGGCGGAGAUGGUGGUGCGCUAUCGCAAGAAGAAUAUCGCCAAAAUGCAGACAUUGAAACACUCGCACACCACCAAAAUGAUCAAACGUCAGAUCAAGAACAUCAACACAGAUGUGACGGUUGUUAAGCUG